CACUUCCGGUACAGCUACGCGCGUAGGUUUAAUGCAGUUGUAACAUAAACACGGGUGCGGGUUUCUUUAACACCGUAGUGGCGCUUUACACAAAUCACUCAUGUUUAUUUAUUUAUUUAUUUUAAUGUACACAAGAGACAUUUUCCGUAAUGAACGAAAUGAUUUGAAAGGGUUUUAAAGCUGUUUUAAUGUAACAGGCGAAUUCCUAACGUUAAUCCGCCUCUGUUGUUAGCAACAGGUUGUUAGCGUAGCUGAUGGUCUAGUGAGCUGUGACCAUGCACACUGUACAGAUCUCCAAUAAAGAAGACGGGAAAUUAUGGCACCGCAAACCAGUGCCUUCAAAUAAUGGGAUCCUGCUGAUGAUCAAUCGCAGUGCAGCUGGCUACCAAAGUAAGACAGUUCGUUUCCUCCAGGUGGCAUUCGACACUACUGGAGAGGCAUUUCUUGCCGGUGAUCACCAUGGGAAUAUCUACGUGUUUGAUAUUAGUAGAAACAGAUUUAAGCUGGUGCAGAAAACAGGACAAGCAUGCACAGCCCUGGCUUUCAGCCUGCGCAGAACGACAGAGUUUCUGGUUGCCCUGUCUGAUUAUUCCAUCAAGUGCUACGAUAAAGAGACCAAACAGCUGGUGAGCUGGAUGAGGGGUCAUGAGGGUGCCGUGUCUUCUCUGUCGGUCCACGGUUCAGGGCGCUAUGCGAUCAGCACCUCUUCGGACACGGCUCAGCUCUGGGACUUGGACACGUUUCAGAGGAAGAGGAAACUCAACGUGUGCCACUCUGUGGGAAUACAAAAGGUGUUUUUUCUCCCGCUGGGUAACACCAUUCUGAGCUGUUUUACCGACGACUCCAUCUUUGCUUGGGAAAGUGACACGCUGUUUUGCAAAUAUCAGCUACCAGUUCCGCAGGACGGACCCCGGAUACACUACAAGGCAUUUGCUGUCACACGAGAUGGAAAGACCCUGGCUGCAGCUGGCCGCUCAAACCUUAUUCAUUUGUGGAGUUUGGACAGUCGACAGCUCUUGAGAAUAAUACAGAUGCCGCAAGAAGUGCGGACUGUGAGGCAUCUCGAUUUCCUGCCAGACAGUUUUGAUGGAGGAUCCAGCCAGAUCCUGGGUGUUUUGAGCCAGGACGGCCUCAUGCGCUUCAUCAACAUUCAGACCUGCAAGCAGCUGUUUGAAAUCGGCUCUCCCGACGACGCCAUUAACUCGGCAGCCGUUUGUCCUAAAGGCCGCCACGUUGUAGCAGUGAUGGACGAUGGUGCUCUGAGAGUCUACAACGUGCAGGCUCUCACUCAGGAAAUCAACAAGCCUCCGCAGUCCUUGGUGAAAAGGGUAACUGCAGGAAAGAAAACGGACACUUCCUGCUUAAAGAUAAAGGUGCACGCUGGAGCUGUUCUGCGCCCGGCCAAAACAUCUGCUCGCAAACCGCGCACCAGAACUCUGCGGCCCCCAGCUGUUUCCACACUGGAGAACAAAGAGAAUGACUUGCCAGGUGGCCUUAAUAAGAAGCGGCUUCAGGCGUUACUCAGAACAAUUGGAGAAUAUCCAGCUAAGUACAGGAUGUUCAUUUGGCGUUCUCUGCUGCAGCUUCCUGAGAAUCAUGCUGUAUUCAGCAGUCUAACAGAUAAAGGCCUGCACUCCGCUUAUAUGUGUCUGCAUGAGCGCUACCCAAUCAAGAGCCACAAACUGCAGAGAGGACUGCAGAGGGUCCUGUCUGCCCUGGCUCACUGGACAGCCAUCUUUGGAGAAGCAGAGUAUCUCCCGCUGCUGGCGUUUCCGUUUGUCAAGCUCUUUCAGAACAAUCCUCUCAUCUGCUUUGAAGUUGUGGCUACCGUAAUCGUGAACUGGUGCCAGCAUUGGUUCGAGUACUUCCCCAACCCCCCGCUCAACAUUCUGAGUAUGGUAGAGAACGUACUGGCUCAUCAUGAUAAAGAGCUGCUGCGCCAUUUUGUUGACUGCGGUGUCACUUCCCAGCUAUAUGUGUGGCCGCUGCUCGAAACCCUGUUCUCUGAGGUGCUGACCAGAGACGAAUGGCUGAAGCUGUUUGAUAAUGUUUUCUCCAAUCAUCCUUCGUUCCUCCUGAUGUCCGUGGUGGCCUACGUGACCUGCUGCAGAGCGCCGUUACUCCUCUGCACUCACAGAGAUGACUUUGAGUACUUUUUCCAUCAUCGCAACAAUAUGGACAUGAGCGCGAUGCUAAAGGAGACGUAUCGGUUGAUGGAGCUGACCCCGGCAGACCUGCACCCGAGCUCCAUGCUGAAUGACUUUGAGCCUCUGACGCCCGGUCAGUAUCCAAUCUUCAACAAGUAUCCCACGUUCAUAGUGGAGUACCAGUGCCAGGAGCGGGAGCGAAUCCGCCAGCAAGAAGUGGAAUAUCUCAGAGAGAGACAGGCACUUCAGGAGCUACGUGCUGAGGCGGUGAGACAGCAGGCUGAGGAUGAAGCCUGGUACACACAGCAGGAGCUGCUCCAGCAAGCCGAGGAACAGCGUCGAAGAAUCCUGCAAGAGGAAGAGAGCAAACUUGCGCAUCAGAGAACCAGGUUGGCUGCUAUGAAGCGAGAGUUGAAGGUGAAAGAGCUCACCCUGCUUGAUGCUGCCAGGAUGCGUUUCCUCAAGCACCAGCAGAAUCAGCGCAAAAUGGAGCUCAGUCGACUGGAUGAUGAGAUCCAGAGAAAGAUGGCAUUGCGAGAGCAGGAGACUGCUAUGGCUGUGCAGGAUAUGGAAGUAAGGCAAAUGGAGCUGGAUGCGCAGAGACGACUGUUUGAGCAGCAAUUGGCCAAAGCGCACGAGUGUGCGAGCAAAGACGUGAGAGCGGAAGUAGACGCCCGGCGACGAAGAGCUGAGAUUGAAGAUUCUGCCUUUCACAACCUCCUUCAGACAGACGGCGAUCUCGGCCAGGAAACCAGAAGGGUGCUGGAGGAGUCUCUAGCAGAGGCGGGACAACUGGAUGCGGACGCUGAAUGGCAGACAGAAGUGAUCAGGCGAUUACAGACAGCAGAGGAAGAGCAGGAGAAGCAGAGGCAGCAGCUGGCGAAACUCAGCCGUGAAACCCACGCCAAGGAGGAGCAGCUUGUACAGAUGAUGAUGGAAGUGGAGGGAAAGCAUUGGAAUGACGUGGUCGGUAAGCAGGCCAUGCUGGACGAGGAAAAGCAGGCAGGAAGUUCUGCAGACGCCCAGCAGAAGUCAGUCCUCUCCCAGCAUAUAGACGAGAUCACGCAACACCAGGACACGCUGCGGAGGAGUCAAGAAGAGUUUCUGAAUCUACAGCGGGAAAGGAGGCCUCGCUCGCCCUGCUCUACACGAGGACGUUUGCAAAAGCCGAGUAGUCCACAGGCUGGUACCAAUACUGUGUGUCUGAACAACCAGUCUCCUUCAGAUAGCUCCACAUGCUUUUCUCUAGAGCGUGGUCGAGGUAGGCUGGACCACGAGGAGAGGGAGUUGCUGCAGGAGGUCAGAGAGCUCCGAAAGAAGCUGGCGGCCAGAGCGAGAGCCGCGGACUACACCAUGUACUCGGCCAGUUCCCAUCACUCCCAGUGACCAGGCCAGAAGACAUUUAUCCAGUGACUUUUCCUGGAUCUCUUGCUUAGACUGAAAUAAAGCAAGUGCUGCACAACAUGUUUCACAGUUAAUACUGCUCACCACUUCAAAAAGAUUUACAUUAAACACUGACAGACUUAUCAAGUGCUAUCAAGUUUGGUAUGGAGUCUUUGCCUGGAAUUUUUAUUAUAAAUUAUUUUUGUAUAUAUUUGUCCAUGUUGGACAGCCCUUUUAGAUUGGUUUGAGUGGUAAAUAGUGAACCUUUUCCUACAACCCACAUCCUAUAAAAUAGCUAUGAUGUGGGAAAACACGCUGAUGUGGGAUGUGUGCUUGCUGGAUCUUCUUACUUUGUUCAGGAAGUUGUUUUUUUAAUUAAAACUUAAUUUAUGUAGAAUGCAAAGGCUUUUCUUCUAGAAAUAUACUGUUUCAGUGAUCACACUACAACUGUCAGUACAUUGUGUUACAGUUUCUGUCGACUUUCUCCUACCUUUUCACUGUAUGAUGAUUCUUGAUAUAGCUGUUAACAAAUGAUAAUUUUUUUAAUGCCAUAUCUCCUAUUUUUCAUCCAGAAAUUUCAACUAAAUCGAGGUUGUUUGCGUUUUUUUAAAUACAAGUAAGUAGUUUUGACAGACGGUGAUGCUGUGCAGUAGUUAUAUGUACUGUACCUGCUAUACACCUGUUCCAGCACCAAUCUAUUUGGUGCUUCAUUGCGGAUUCAAUUGUUGCAUGUCUGCUAAUUUAACCCAAACCUCCUAAUACUGUGUAUAACACAUAUUCAAAGUUGAAAACCGAGUGAAGGACUUGAUCUGAUAUCUGAAGGAGUAAAACAUUAUGCGGUACAAUAAAGGGAAGACAUUUAUUUGUGCA
Ictalurus punctatus (channel catfish) is the source of this 4400-nucleotide messenger RNA. RefSeq names its product TBC1 domain family, member 31 (gene tbc1d31). The transcript is spliced from 22 exons. Gene Ontology annotation, molecular function: protein binding. Gene Ontology annotation, cellular component: centrosome. The coding region runs from base 276 to 3533 and encodes 1085 amino acids. The record is from RefSeq and is a predicted model, not a curated record. NCBI's taxonomy places the organism in Eukaryota, Metazoa, Chordata, Actinopteri, Siluriformes, Ictaluridae.